Messenger RNA from Penicillium verhagenii, 1965 nucleotides. RefSeq lists its product as uncharacterized. The record is from RefSeq and is a predicted model, not a curated record. NCBI's taxonomy places the organism in Eukaryota, Fungi, Ascomycota, Eurotiomycetes, Eurotiales, Aspergillaceae. The transcript has 2 exons. Bases 1 to 1965 code for a protein of 654 amino acids.
AUGCCGCAAUCGAGCCCAUUUUCUACAAAAAGAACUCACAAGGGCUCAUCUAAAACUACACAACGCCCCUCCACACCCGAAUUAAAAAAGAUGAGACACCUCGAUAUGUCUCCCAAGGCCAUCGUACAGUCGAAGAAGAUGGCCAACUCCCGUACUGGCGGAAGUGGCUCAUUUGAGCGAAAAAGGCGAGCAUCAUCCUCAUCAGUCUCCAGUGUCUCAUCCGUUUCCUCCCUUGAGGAAUUGAGUGAGGAUGCCGAUGAAUCCGAAGAUGAUGCAGACGACGAAGAGGACCGGCCGCUGGCCCAGGCUCGGUCUUUUGGCAGGCGGUGGAACAACUCCCGCAAAGUAGUCCGACCAACCGUCGGCGCCAAGGGCAGCAAGAGAAGACGGGUUUCGGACGAUGAAGAAUCAGACAACAUCUUGAGCAGCGAUGGCGAUUCCGAAGAUAGCUCAGAUGAUGCCUACGCCGCGGUGGACUACAUAACAGAUGACGAUGAGGAGCAAGAUGUGGAAAAAUUGGAAGAGAUGAUGAUCAUGCAGUCUGAGAGAGAACAUCGCGUCUUGCCCACGUCAGAAGCCUCUCAUGACCAGUGGCAUGGUACUGAGAUCUUUGGCGAUUCCAUGUUUCUGCCUGCUGCCUCAUUUUUCGACGAGGAGCAGAUAUACAGUGCUAUGGACACUUUUGCUGAACCUGAAAUUAUUAGCGAGCCGGUGGAAACUUCCGUGGCUCGUCGAGUCCACUUUGAGGAGCGAUCCGACUCUUCUUCUGACAGCGACUCUCACACCGAGGAUGAAAUCCCCAGUGAUUUCCUCCAGCAAGACUCCUUGGACCCUCAGCUGCGUCGCAUGAUUGAGAGCGACAAUGAAAAUCACCGCAGCCAUCGCCGCCAGUCUGAAGAGAUGUUUGGCGACGCUGAUUACGGCCAUGGCAAUAUUUACCAUGUCGAGUCCGAGGGUACAUCCGAGGGUAGCUUGAGUGGUUAUGAGAGCGAUCAUGGCGACACAACAGAUGAGGAUCUCCCCCCUCCAGCCACUAUCACUCACCCUCGUUCCCUGCUUCGCCGAGACUCGACCGACUCGUUGGUCGCUGCCGGCGAUGACAAGAGCGAUACCGUCCCUCGUCGCCGUGGUCCUAUCAUGGGCACAUUUGUGGCGGACCCUCAUAAGCCUGUAGCAUUGGUCGAUUGCACCGGAAAGCAUCUUGUCAUCAUUCCUGCCUAUGCCUCCUCUCGUCACGACUGGCUGGAAUCCGCGGCAAAUAGCAUGCCCGGCACCGCCAACAACAGCCCUCGUCAAACCACUUUGCAGCUGGUCGACGAGAGUGAUACCGAUGCUCUUGCAUCCCCCAACCAGAUGGACUUUAGCCCUAUGCUGGCUUCCAGUGCCAACCUCAUGAUGACGGCGCUCGGAAACGAUCUUGCUCCUGGUGGUCAGGUCAUGGGCCCCCCGGAAGCAUUCUACCCCUCUCGCGACUUUGCCAUUGAUAGCUCCUUUGAAGAGGAUGAUGAAGACGAUCCCGAGUCGGCUCUCAAUGUUGACGACUUUAUUGAUUUUGGAGAUGGAUCUUCCGAUGAAGAAGAUAUGGGCAACCUUGACGAUGACACCCUCAUGUCUCCCAUGACUGGUGGAUCUUCCAUUGCCAACAUGGGUACUCCAACACCCAAGCGCAACUCGGAGUCCCAACCGGAUACCAACUCCGAACGCUUCCUCGAACAUCUUGACAAGGGCAUCGUCACUGCUUUCCGUCGCAACCAUAACCGCUACCAAGCCCUUCUCCGCCUCCCCCAACACCGCGAAUUCAUGCCCGCUAACUCCCCCGCGCGACCCGCCAGUGUUUUCCGUCAUGCCAAGCAUACCGACCAGCGCACCCCAACCCGGAAGCGCAAAGCAAGUGGAUACACUGGCGGCGAGGCUGUGCGUCGCAAGCUUAUGGACGCGCAACGUCGCACCCAGGUGCCUCUUUAA